AUGCAGUCGAUUUUACAGUACCGUCGUCUCCGCCGAGAGGUGGAGGAGGACUUGGCAUACGCCCGAGCCAAAACUUCCAGCUUGCGUUCUAACGUCUCCCCAGCCUUACUCGAGGCAAAUGCGGAUGGCUAUAUGCGCCCGGAAGCAGAAGGAGAAAAAGAGCCAGUUCUGUCAACUGAUAUGCUUCUCGUGCCUGGUGUUGCGGUUUCACACCCAAACGGAGCCAACGGUGAUAUUGUCCUGGUGGUCGGUUGGAGAGACAACGAUCCGAGCAAUCCCCUCAAUUGGUCAGUACUGAAGAAAUGGAUGGUCAUGUUCAUGUGCGCUCUGAUCGCCAUUGCAAUGACGGUUCCAUCAUCUAUUGAGGGCGCGACACAAGAUGCCUUUGACGCUCGCUUUGGUGUGAACAGUAUGGCGGGGUCAAUGACGACUGGUAUCUUCCUCAUCGGUAUUGGCGUGGGCUCGCUAUUCUCUGGUCCUUUCUCAGAGACCUUCGGCCGUAACGCUGUUUAUUUCGUUACUCUGAUCCUUGUCAUUGUAUUCACCUUGGGAAAGGCUUUGGCCCCAAACUACGGCGCUGCUCUCGCGUUCCGCUUCAUUUGCGCUCUGUUUGCAGCCGCGCCUAUGACGGUCGCUGGUGGAACUGUCGGUGACAUUUGGCAACCCUUACAGAUCCCCUUCGGCCUACCCAUGCUCACUAUGGCCGCUUACAUGGGUCCCAUCCUAGGUCCUGUAAUAGGGGCCUACACACCAAAGAUUGGGUUCGUUUGGGCUGACUGGAUCUCUAUCAUCAUCGCUGGUGUUGUAUUGAUAGUCGUGAUCUUUGGCCAGCCGGAGACGUUCAGCCCUAUCUUGCUGGAAUGGCGUGCGAAGCACCUGCGCGAUCUAACAGGCGACGACCGCUAUCGUGCUGAACAUUCCGCUGUCAUUAGCUCGUUUAGCAAUCGGCUGCUGACGAAUGUGUACCGACCUUUCGUCAUGAUCUGGACAGAACCCCUUAUCCUGAUUUUCAGCUUUUAUCUUGUCUUGUUAUACUUUGUUCUCUUCACCUUCCUCAACGGUUAUCCCUUUAUAUUUGCUAACGUGUACGGGAUCUCCACGAGCUUGACUUUUGUCAUCUUUGCUGCUAUGGUCCCCGGUGUUCUCGUCGCUCUGCUUUUGGUUCCUUUGCUUUAUAGUCUUACAAAGAAGGCUGCUAAGAAAGCUGCUGCUAAUGGCAAAGUCCUGCAGCCGGAGGUGUCUCUCUGGUGGGCUAUGGCGGGAGCUUCUAUUUUAAUGCCUAUCUCACUCUUCUGGAUGGCUUGGACCUGCUACUCUUCCAUCAGUAUCUGGUCGCCGAUCGUGGCCUCUGGUAUCUUCGGCUACUCUCUUGUCUGCAUCUUCACUACAACAUAUAUGUACACCAUCUUUGUGUACUUGAAGUUUGCAGCCUCGGCUCUGGGAUUUAUGACAUUUUCACGUUACGUCGUCUCCGGCGCCCUGAGCCCGGCCUCGGUCAAGAUGUAUGAGAACAUCGGCCCCCACUGGUCGUUGACAAUCGUUGGCAUCGUCGGAACUAUCAUGGCGCCCGUACCCUUUGUGCUGUAUAGGUAUGGCCACAAGGUCCGUGCAAUGAGCAAAAAUGUCCAGAACAAGGUUUAA
Messenger RNA from Penicillium mononematosum, 1641 nucleotides. RefSeq lists its product as uncharacterized. Bases 1 to 1641 code for a protein of 546 amino acids. NCBI's taxonomy places the organism in Eukaryota, Fungi, Ascomycota, Eurotiomycetes, Eurotiales, Aspergillaceae. Gene Ontology annotation, biological process: transmembrane transport. The record is from RefSeq and is a predicted model, not a curated record. The transcript is spliced from 3 exons. Gene Ontology annotation, molecular function: transmembrane transporter activity.